AACAAGCUCUAUCUAUAUCAACGCGAAUCGUUGCUAGAUUUAAUUUUCCGAGAUCAAAUCACAAACCUUAGCAUAAUCCUCACGCAAUUGCAUUCUUUUCUUUCUUUAUAUUCACCAAACCAAACCAAACCAAACUUGCUUCAAUUUCAAAACCCUACACAACAAAGCACCAAGAAUCCAACUAUCCAAGAUCAUCAAUCAAUCAAUCACCAACAACAACAUGAGUUCUCAGCAGAACGAUGGCAUGAGCUACUCCUCCCCUUCGGAACCAAAACCCUGCGCCAACAACUGCGGCUUCUUCGGCACCGCCGGCAACAGCAACCUCUGCUCCAAGUGCUACCGCGAAUCCAUCACCCAAGGCGAACGCGCCGCCUCCGCCAAAGCCGCCGUCGAGAAAUCCCUUCUCAUCCCCGUCACCGCCGCCUCCGCUGAUCCGCCUGCUCCUGCGGCGGAUCCCUCUCCCUCCGCCUCUGCUGAUCCGGCGUCUGGCCUUGACGCGCCGCCGUCGUCGAACCGAUGCGGUUGCUGCAAGAAGAAAGUGGGCUUGACCGGGUUUGUGUGCAAGUGUGGGGCCACGUUCUGCGGGACCCACCGGUACCCCGAGAAGCAUGAGUGCUCGUUUGAUUUCAAGGUUGUGGGGCGUGAUGCUAUUUCGAAGCAUAAUCCUGUGGUUAAGGCUGACAAGAUUCAAAGGUUUUAGGUUAUUGUUUUUAGAUUUAGAUCAGAUUAAUGUUAGGGAAUGAUGUUUCUUUGACAAAUUCAUAAUUGACUUUGGUUAUUUUGAAGCUUUGAAUACAAGAAAAAUUUGAUUGUUCUUUA
Lotus japonicus is the source of this 819-nucleotide messenger RNA. RefSeq names its product zinc finger A20 and AN1 domain-containing stress-associated protein 9. The transcript has a single exon. Lineage: Eukaryota; Viridiplantae; Streptophyta; Magnoliopsida; Fabales; Fabaceae. The record is from RefSeq and is a predicted model, not a curated record. Gene Ontology annotation, biological process: proteasome-mediated ubiquitin-dependent protein catabolic process. Gene Ontology annotation, molecular function: DNA binding; zinc ion binding. Bases 221 to 700 code for a protein of 159 amino acids.